AGCGAGCUUACCGAAAGCGAGCGUGAUGACCACUGUGUUGUCCAAGCAGUUUUGUCUUUGUCUGUGGAUGCUGCCGGCGCGGCGCACAAGCCAGAGCGUGCCGACGACGACGGCCUGGGCGCCACCAUGCCGCGAGCAUCCAAGGAGAAACUUAUGAACCCAGCUUUGCGCAGACACGUCGAGUGGUGGAUUGCCUCUUUCAAUGUUUGCGACUCUCUUGGUAUUGACGACCAUCUUGAGAUGUUGUGCCAACAUGUGCGCAACGGCAGCGGCAUCUUCAAGAGUGACUCGAACCGAGGCCCCAAGAAGGCCUGGAUAUCUGAUCGCACUUGGGGUAUGAUGUGCCUGCGCAGUGGUCUCAAAAAGACUCUACGUGACGCUUCCAGUCAGAUGCGCACCAUCCGCCUCGUCGAGAUGUUCGUGGAGUGGCGGGAUGUUGUUGGCAGCCGGAAACAACGUGACCUCCAGGGAGGACGUAUUUGGCAGAAUGUGGCUUGCUCGCAGUUCGCAAGUGCUUGCCGCAGGUGGGCCCUCGUUUCGCUGCGUCUCCGACGUUUUGGGGUCCAAAUACAGAGGUCGGCGAAACUCGAUCGGAAUGUCAUGUUGGACCGGACACGCAUCGCUGCAGAGAAAGCGGGGGAGAACGGCGACAUGCGGAAGUUGUUCAAGCUAGCCAAAUUCGCAUCCGGCACGGACGCCGGACGGCUCCGCAGCGUGCGCUGGGAGGAUGGCGCCCAGACGCAAUCCCAAAAACAAUAUUUGGAUCGCUUCACAGAUCAUUUCUGCGAGGUGCUCGGCGCCGACGAGUUCGAAGGGCCGGGCCUGCCAAUGGAGAGCGAGACCGACGACGAUGCCGAGAUUUUGGGCGAGUGCCCCUGUAUCGAGCCCAUCUGCAAGGGCAUAUCUCGGCUAAAGAACGACCAGGGUUUGGGCUUCGACGGCAUCGGCGGUGAGCUGCUCAAAGCAGGUGGCUUCGCCAUGGCUUCCGCUCUGCACAAGCUGAACGCGAAGAUCUGGCAACAGAAGCGGUGGCCUCGACGAUGGCGCGGAGGGCGGCUGCAGGAGCUGCCCAAGAAAGGUGACAACGCCAACGUGGAGAACUACCGCGGGUUGCUCAUGGGUGACCACAUGGGCAAAGUGUCAUCGUCCAUACUAUUUGAUGACUACGCGCGUGCGUACGAACAGUACAUACCUGACGUGCAGUGCGGCGCUGCUGCGGGCAAGGGGACCGAUUUCGCCAGCCACCUCUUACGAAAUGUGCAGGCGUACACAAAGACAUGGGGCAAGUCCCUUGGGCUGCUUUUCUUGGACCUCACCAAGGCGUAUGACCGCGUGAUCAGAGAGCUCGUGUUCGGACGGUUCCAGACGGGACCGUCGGACACCAUGCGCUGGCAGCGUGGCAUCGCUGCUUUGCGGAAGCUGGGGCUGUCCAGCGCGCAAGCCCACGGCAUCGCCCAGGAGAUUGCCAAGGGCACAAUUCUGACGGAAAUGGGCAUCACGGGCGCCAGCGCGAAGUUGCUCAAGUCGAUGCACUCUCCUUCUUGGUUUCGCAUGAAAGGAGCCAAGCGCAAGCUGGUUGUCAGGCGAGGUGGCCGCCAAGGCUGCCUGUUUGGCAGCAUCCUGUUCAACGUCGUGUACGGCAAGGCUCUGAAAGAGUUCUAUGCCGACUGCGAAGCCCACAGCAUCCCGGUCAAGGUGCGCUUCUCCAGAGGAGGCCCUUUCAAACAAGACCAGGCUGACGCUUCGGCGCAAGACGAGCGCAGCAUCCUCGACAUCACCUUCGUUGACGACGAAGCCGCGAUGGUUGUGACAGCAGUUCCCAAAACUAUGUCUACCAAGUUUGCUUUCGUAGUCAACUCGCUGCGCCGUUGUUUCCACAAGUACGCCUUGGAUAUCAACUGGAAAGCGGGCAAGACAGAGGGCAUAUUGAUGUGGAGAGGCAAGCGUGCAAGGACAGAGAAGUUCAAGUUGCGGAAAGCCAACGGCCGGCAGACUUUUCCGGUGGGUGGCAAGAAACGCAGACACAGGCGCAAGUCAGCCUCGGACGGUUUGGACCAGGCCGUCGAGGUUGGCAUCGUCAAGCAAUACAAGCACCUUGGAGACAUCAUCGAGGAGAACGGCAGCAUGUUCCCCGAGGUGCGCAACAGGUGCAAAUCUGCAAUGAAUUCAUUGGCUCCCCUUGGGGCGUUGCUCCGGCAUGUCAGUCUCCGCCGGCGCGUCCAUGUGACGCACUCGUUGAUCAUGUCGAAGCUGCUGUACAACUCCCAGAUUUGGGAGAAGCUUGAGGAAAGUUAGAAACAGUCGCUCAACACAAUGUAUAUGCGCGCGUGGCGAAGGGUAGCCAACGACCCGCGCUACCGCCGGACCAGGUUCACUGACGUCGCAGUGCGGCAGAUGCUGCAAGUGGCCUCGCUGGAUUGUGCGCUCAGGCGGAGAAGGCUGCUCUACUUCUCGCGGCUUCCAAGGGUAUCACUCGAACCCUUGCACGCAGUGCUGCAGCAGCGCACCCCUGCCGGCGAGCUGCUCCCGUGGGUGAAACUCCUCUUUCAGGACCUCGAUGUGAUACGUGCUCAUCUACCUGGGAAGCUCGGGGAGAUGCCGUCGCCGUCUGACCGCUUCCAGCCUUGGUGGGUGCUGGCAAGGACGCACCCAGGCGAAUGGAAAUCUCUGGUCAAAUCGUACUUCACAGUCAAUGACGACACGCACAACCAACCAGGUGCGCAGGGUCCGCGGGGCAAGCGCCAUCACGCAGACCCAUGCGCCACAGUGAAGUUUGAGCGUGCAGUUUGCAAGGUGUCUCUUGAGACCCAUCGCCAGUUAUCCACGCACAUGUGGUCAAAGCAUCGCAUGAGAAGCUCGGUUCGCCGGAUGGUCGGCGACAUUUUGAGGUGCCCGGUCUGCGGCGUUGAAUCCGGUUGCCGCGCGAGACUGGUCAAACACCUGCUAGAACGCAGGGUGAGGAGCGCAGCGCGCGGCAAGUCGUGCCAAGAAGAGUUUUUGGCCCUCGAGCUCCCUCGUGUCUCAGACGAGGUCUACAGACAGCUUGAGGAGCGUGACGCUGCCUUGACGAAGGCAGCGCGGGCGGCCGGCCACACGAGCCUGAUCGCCGACGAGCCUGCGAGACAGACGAGGCCCAGCGUCCUCCAGAAGACCAGGGUGCACGGGCCCGUUGCCUCCGAUCCACCCCGCCAUCCAAACGGAGGAAGCGAGGAGGAGGAGAUCCCAGCGCGUAGUCCCCAUUUUUUUUGGUCCGGGGUUAUUGUUUCACAUCCUCUGCACGGUGCCUUGAUGUGCUCAUGCGUUGCCGAC
Molecule: messenger RNA, 3309 nt
Organism: Prorocentrum cordatum
Lineage: Eukaryota; Dinophyceae; Prorocentrales; Prorocentraceae
Source: the annotation of a GenBank genome assembly